UUGGAAAACAAAACAAAAAGGCUUUGGUGCCAUUUGCCCUCCGGCAAUCCUCCCCGCAGGCACCAAUCUCGGAGGCAACGCCCAGACGAGCAAGGGAAGGGGGGAUCGAGCGCAUCACUCGCUAGCGAGAGCUACAAGGAGCGGACACACACACGCCGACCGCGGGAGCGAGCGAGAUCUCCCCUCCCCCCUCUCUCCAGCCACCGCGAUCUGACCUGAUCUCGCCGCCGCCCGGGCCGGAGAAGGGAGAAGAGGAAGAGGAUAUGGCUCCCGUGUCGGCGCUGGCCAAGUACAAGCUGGUCUUCCUCGGCGACCAGUCCGUCGGCAAGACCAGCAUCAUCACCCGCUUCAUGUACGACAAGUUCGACAACACCUACCAGGCUACCAUUGGUAUUGACUUCCUGUCGAAGACAAUGUACCUUGAAGACAGAACUGUGAGACUCCAACUCUGGGAUACAGCUGGUCAGGAAAGAUUCAGGAGUUUAAUUCCAAGCUAUAUCAGAGACUCUUCAGUUGCUGUCAUCGUUUUUGAUGUUGCAAGCAGGCAAUCUUUCUUAAAUACUUCAAAGUGGAUUGAGGAAGUCCGCACUGAGAGGGGAAGUGAUGUUAUCAUUGUGCUUGUUGGGAACAAAACCGACCUUGUCGACAAGAGGCAAGUCUCGAUAGAGGAAGGGGAAGCCAAGGCGAAGGACCUUGGUGUGAUGUUUAUUGAAACCAGUGCUAAAGCUGGUUUUAACAUUAAGGCGCUGUUCCGUAAGAUUGCGGCUACACUUCCUGGAAUGGAGACCCUCUCGUCAGCGAAGCAGGAAGACAUGGUUGAUGUGAACUUGAGGUCCGGCAAUGCGAACUCAUCCCAGUCUCAGGCGCAGACUGGGGGAUGCAGUUGUUAGCUCCAGUCCCUAACACUCACUACUCAUGAUCUCAAGACCCCAGAGCGGUCAGAAUGCAUCCCUUCUGUUUCAGGAAGGAGAGUUGAUUGUCUCUCCAGUGAAUCCCAUGCGAGUUUUAGUUCAGUGGACGGACCGAAAUACAUUUGCGUUGGAAUGAUCCGUUUUAUGAAUUUCUAGUAUCUUCAGAGUGGCCUAAGCUAGCAACAGUGUAUAGUUGGGUUGGCACUGGGAACUUCUGGCGUCGAGUUGAGUUUUAGAGAUAGUGAUUGGCUCAUGUUGAACUUAUGUUUACCUCUCCAUCUUGAUGCUGUUAGCCUGAGCCCUGUUUGCUAUGGUGUACUAAACAUAUAUUGGAAUUUUUGUAUAAGCUAUAAUAAGGUCCGCAUGGCAGUAGCCCUAUGCUAUCAACAGAUAUUUGCGCAUGGAAAA
Phragmites australis (common reed) is the source of this 1319-nucleotide messenger RNA. Its product is annotated as ras-related protein RABH1b-like. Gene Ontology annotation, molecular function: GTPase activity; GTP binding. The transcript is spliced from 6 exons. The coding region runs from base 264 to 890 and encodes 208 amino acids. The record is from RefSeq and is a predicted model, not a curated record. Lineage: Eukaryota; Viridiplantae; Streptophyta; Magnoliopsida; Poales; Poaceae.